CAGCAUCUAGAUGCCAUUGCCAACCCAAGUUCCCUCCGCCCCCAGCUGACACUACUGUUCUCUGUUAACAGCCUCAGAAUCUCAGGAAACCCACCAUCCCCUUUUCCACUUUUAAAUCCCAUAAAAUCAUCAUUUUUAUACCAGUUCUCCAUACCCACCCUUCCCAUGGUCUUCUCCUUUCCUUUCCCAAGCCUUUGAGGAGCUGUUCUUUUACUCCCAUGAAAACCCAGAGCAAAAGACGACCCCAACCACUUUCACCUGAUUCUUCACCCAAUCCCUUUGAUAUAUUAACAGAAGAGAUUGUAUGCAAAAUCCUUGACCACCUCCACAACGACCCUUUUGCCACAAAAGCCUUCUCCCUCACAUGCAAGGCCUUUUACUUCAUAGAGUCUCGACACCGGAGGAUUCUCAAGCCUCUACGCCCCGAGCUCCUCCCCAGGAUUUUUCAUCGAUACCCUUUUGUUUCCCAUCUCGAUCUCUCCAUGUGUCCGCGAGUUGACGACAACACGCUGAACGUCAUAUCCUCUACCUGGAAAGCUACUUUGCAAUCUAUUAAUCUGUCAAGAUCAAGGUUUUUCACGAAUGCCGGGUUAUCGAGCUUGUUCGUUAAUUGUUCGGGCCUGGUUGAGGUUGAUUUGUGCAACGCCACGCAGUUGACUGACUUGGCCGCAUCAGCAAUUGCAGAGGCGAAGAAUUUGGAGAGGUUGAGCUUGGCGAGGUGCAAGUCGAUAACUGAUAUGGGGAUCGGCUGUAUAGCUGUUGGGUGUAGAAAGUUGAGGUCCCUUUGCUUGAAAUGGUGCUUGCGUGUUGGUGAUUUGGGUGUGGAAUUGAUUGCUCUCAAGUGUAAACAGAUUAGGAGCUUGGAUCUCUCCUAUUUACCAAUCACAGAGAAGAGCCUCAACUCUGUUCUUCAACUCCAACAUCUUGAAGAUCUGGUUUUAGAGGGAUGCCAUGGCAUUGAUGAUGACGGCCUUUCAACACUUGAUCAAAGUUGCAAGUCACUAAAGAUGCUUAAUUUGUCAAACUGUCAAAAUGUUACUCACACGGGCUUGUCAUCUCUGAUAAAUGGUACUGAACAACUACAGCAGAUCAUAUUGGCAUAUGGCUCUUCAGUAAGUCCAAAACUCCCUAAGGUUACCUCUGAUCUGGUCAAAUGCUUGAAUGCUUAUUCAAAGCUGCAAUCAAUUAAAUUAGAUGGUUGUACUGUUACUUGGUCUGGGAUCAAAGCCAUGGCAAGUUUGAAUGCCCCAGUCAAGGAACUGAGCCUCAGUAAAUGCUUAGGACUGACAGAUGAUGGACUCUCUUUCCUUGUCCAGUCACACAAAGAUCUGAGGAAACUGGACAUCACCUGCUGUCGUAAAAUAACUUAUACCUCUAUAGACAUCAUAACAAAUUCAUGCACCUCCCUUACUUCUCUCAGGAUGGAAUCUUGUAGCUUGGUUCCAAAGGAAGCCUUCGUUUUGAUUGGAGCACGUUGCUCGUUUUUGGAAGAGCUGGAUGCCACAGAUAAUGAAAUCGAUGACGAAGGCUUGAAGUCCAUCUCGAGAUGUUCAAAACUAUCUAUUUUGAAGUUAGGGAUAUGCUCUAACAUAUCGGAUGAAGGCCUUGCAAAAGUUGGAAGUUCUUGCUCAAUGCUCAAGGAGGUUGAUUUGUACAGGUCCGUGGCAAUAAGUGAUGAGGGCAUUGCUGCCAUUGGUGAAGGUUGUCCUGCACUUGAGAUGAUCAAUAUAGCUUAUAAUGAUAAAAUUACAGAUAAUUCAUUAAUAUCAUUGUCAAAAUGUCGGUUGUUAAAAGCACUUGAGAUUCGUGGAUGCCUUGGUGUCUCAUCAAUUGGUCUAUCAGCCAUUGCUGUGGGAUGUAAGCAACUUACAGUGCUUGACAUAAAGAAGUGCUUCAAUAUUAAUGAUAAUGGAAUGCUUCCACUUGCUCAAUUUUCCCAAAAUCUGAAGCAGAUAAACUUGUCAUAUUGUUCGGUUACAGAUGUUGGGCUUGUAGCACUAGCUAGCAUCAGUCGCCUACAGAACAUGACAAUCUUGCAUUUGGCUGGUUUGACUCCAAAUGGCCUGGCAGCAGCUCUGUUGGCAUGUCGAGCAUUAACAAAAGUGAAACUCCAUGCAUCCUUUAGACCAUUACUUCCUCAAUCCAUCCUUGGAUACAUGGAAGCCCAUGGGUGUGUCUUUCACUGGAGGGACAAAGCAUUUCAGGUAUGAUUGACAGAAGGAAAUGGAUCCCAAGGGAUGGAAGCUGCACUUUGGAAGGAGCAGCAGUGAAGUUCCAUAGUUGCAGAGUUUGUUUCUUGUGUUGAUCAACAUCUUGUAUUGUCUAUUAAAUCUUCCCUUCCUGAAGGAAAAUAGGGUGAUUUGAUGUAAUUAUUUCAACUGAAUGUAGUUGGCAUCUUUGUUUGCAUUAUAACUUUGGAGUGCCAGAAAUUGGUAGAACUUGAAGAGGUUUCUGCUCGAGUUGUUUGACUGUCAGGGGUCACUCUCACACUAUCCUAAUAACAAAAUUGAAAAAUUGUAUUUAUUACAAA
Molecule: messenger RNA, 2530 nt
Organism: Gossypium raimondii (Peruvian cotton)
Lineage: Eukaryota; Viridiplantae; Streptophyta; Magnoliopsida; Malvales; Malvaceae
Product: F-box/LRR-repeat protein 3
Exons: 8
Coding region: 219-2210 (663 amino acids)
Biological process (GO): SCF-dependent proteasomal ubiquitin-dependent protein catabolic process
Cellular component (GO): SCF ubiquitin ligase complex
Molecular function (GO): protein binding
Source: RefSeq, a predicted model, not a curated record